AUGGCUGCCGCCGCUCCUCCUCCGCCACCUUCCGCCGCGCCGGAGCCAAACAUGGUGCCUGAGACGGCUCCGUUGGGCCACCCUCUGUUCUCCAGGAUCCGCCUCGCGACGCCGUCUGACGUUCCCUUCAUCCACAAGCUGAUUCUCCGAAUGGCGGUAUUCGAGCGUUUGACUCACCUCUUCUCCGCAACCGAGUCCGGACUCGCCUCCACGCUCUUCAACUCGCCGCCAUUUCAGUCCUUCACCGUCUUCCUCCUCGAGGUUUCUCGCUCCUCGUUUCCUCACCUUCCGUCCUCCGAUUUCACGCCUUUCCUCAAGACCCAUAACUUUGAUCUCCCGAUGGACGAUCCCGAGAGAUCAGGGUUCAUGUCGGACCCCGGAAACGACGUCGUCGUUGCCGGGUUCGUCCUGUUCUUCCCGAACUAUUCGUCGUUUCUGGCGAAACCUGGUUUUUACAUUGAGGAUAUCUUCGUGAGAGAUUGUUACCGGAGUAAAGGGUUUGGUCGGAUGUUGUUGACGGCGGUGGCGAAGCAGGCGGUGAAGAUGGGUUACGGAAGAGUCGAAUGGGUCGUGCUCGAUUGGAACGUGAAUGCGAUCAAGUUUUAUGAGCAAAUGGGUGCUCAGAUUCUGCAGGAAUGGAGGGUUUGUAGGCUCACAGGCGAUGCCCUUGAAGCUUACAGUAAGGUAAACCUGUAGAUUGAUGAAGUUUGAGCCAUCAAUCGAUUCCAUUGUCGCUGAGUUUCAAGUCUCUCUUCCAUUGAUGGAAUCUUUCAUUUCAAAUGAAAAUCUGAAUGUUUGAAGUUUCGAAAUGUAAUUAUGAAUUCGAAGUCAUCUUAGGCGGCUGACGAAGUUGAGCUAUUGAUCAUUUCCAUUGUUGCUGAGCUUCCAACUUUCUUGUUCUUUUGAUCUUUCUCUUUUAUGAGAGAUAUAAAACCAUGGCUUUUAAUGGGUC
This is a messenger RNA of Tarenaya hassleriana, 952 nucleotides long. RefSeq names its product probable acetyltransferase NATA1-like. Lineage: Eukaryota; Viridiplantae; Streptophyta; Magnoliopsida; Brassicales; Cleomaceae. Gene Ontology annotation, molecular function: N-acetyltransferase activity. The transcript has a single exon. The record is from RefSeq and is a predicted model, not a curated record. Bases 1 to 696 code for a protein of 231 amino acids.